CUUCCACCGGCUUGUCCUCUAACCAACGGCCAAAGCCUCGCUGAUAUUACGAGGCGCAUGCGCGUUUUUGCUCCGUCCUAGGCGGUUGGAAUAGGUGCUGUAGCGCUUGGCCGCAGCUAUGGCCGGGGCGCUGAAGAAGACCACUGGGCUCGUGGGAGUAGCUGUAUCUGAGGCUCCUCACGAGCACCUGAGGAUACUGUAUACAAAAAUUCUCACUGCUCUGCAGGACAUCCCCAAAGAUGCAGCAUAUAGGAAAUACACUGAACAGAUUGUAAAUGAGCGGUUUAACAUGGUAAAAACAGAACCUAAUGUGCAAAAACUAGAAGACAAAAUGAAAAGUGGUCAGAUAGAAGAAGUGAUAAUGCAGGCUGAAAGUGAGCUCUCUCUGGCAAGAAAAAUGGCACAGUGGAAACCAUGGGAGCCUUUAGUUGAAGAACCUCCUACUGACCAAUGGCGAUGGCCAAUAUAAUAGUCAGCAUUAUGUCUGUAACUACUUGAGAAUCGAAAAAAACCCAAUUAAAUAUUAAUAUCAUGUUACUGAAAAUUGUUUGUCUUUAAAUUAAAGAAAAUAGCUUUUGUAUAUGAUUUGUUUUGCCUCAAUAUCUAUUUACAUUUAGCAGGAUGUAAAGGUCCAGUCUGACUUUCUUGCAAAAAUGCUUUACUAAAACUUAGUUAAGCUAUUGAGCAAUCUGAUUAUUUUCUUUCCUGGCUUGCUGAUUUAACAAUAUAUUUUAGUAGAAACAGAAACUUUCUUCUGUGUAAUUAUCCUUCUUUUCUUGUCUGAUUCACUUCUUGACAUUUUAUCAGCAUGGAAGCAAUUUUCAUGUCUGACUCUGGAUUGUGGCUACACUGAACUGGCUAAGGCAAGAAGAGGAAAGGGUGAACUGCAUUUUACACAAACACUUGAUGAUCAGCCAUGGUGAGAUAAAUACAGAUAAAACUGUGUGUCAGUUUGAUACUUUUGACUAAAUUGGUACAUUUGUAAAGUUUUGGAAGUCACUCUGGGGAAAAAGCAAAUAAUAAAAAACAAGUCUGCAACCAAAA
This is a messenger RNA of Chrysemys picta bellii (western painted turtle), 1044 nucleotides long. RefSeq names its product NADH:ubiquinone oxidoreductase subunit A5 (gene NDUFA5). NCBI's taxonomy places the organism in Eukaryota, Metazoa, Chordata, Testudines, Emydidae. Gene Ontology annotation, biological process: respiratory electron transport chain. The record is from RefSeq and is a predicted model, not a curated record.